This is a messenger RNA of Salvia hispanica, 1218 nucleotides long. Lineage: Eukaryota; Viridiplantae; Streptophyta; Magnoliopsida; Lamiales; Lamiaceae. The record is from RefSeq and is a predicted model, not a curated record.
AUGAAGGCGCUACACAUUCUUGAUUUGUGUGGAUGUGAGAUAAGGAUGAUACCAAACUCAAUAUGUGACAUGAAAAGCCUCAAGGCCCUCAUCCUUGAGAACUGUCACAGGCUUGAAUAUGUGCCAUACCUGGGGAACCUGCAAGAACUAAAGGAGUUGAAUCUAUCAAAAACAGCCAUAAGGGAAGUUCCUCGAGGAGUUGAGGAAUUGCUCAAUCUCAGAUUCCUCUCAAUGGAUGCACCACAAUUGAAGAUUCUUCCAAGGAGAUUGUUACUCAAACUUGUGCAUCUUCAACACGUGUAUUUUCCACUUGAUAUGCAAGUACCAGUGGAAGAAAUUGAGAAUCUGAAACAGUUGGAAGAGUUUGGUGGAGGAGUGAAAAAUGUGGAUGAUUUUAAUCAUUUCGUUGCAACUCGGGUGUGUGAUACCUUCUACUCAGCCGGAGUAGGAUUACUCGAUACUUGUCAUUACAGGUUAAUGCGAGAUCUUGAUUGUUGCAAAAAUGAGUUUUUCUUGUUUGGAUGGAACUUUAAAGCAGGGAAAAUAUUAGGCCAGCAUAUUGUAUACCUAACAAUUAUGAAAUGUAAAGGUCUGAGUGUCUGCUUUGUGGAUGAUUUGUCACAACUGAAUAAUCCCACAUCCCUCGUGAGAUUGCAAGUUGAAAGCUGUGGAAAUGUAGAGUACAUUUCAAGGAGUGGGGAAGAAUUACUUUCUACACUAGAAGAACUAUUUCUGGAGGAUUUGAAUAAUUUGAAGGGUUUGGUACUGAUUUGGGAAAUAGGAGCUGCACCUACACAACCUGCUCUAUUUUCCUUUCUUAGAUUGCUAAAAAUUGGAAAAUGUAACAAGAUGAGAAAAGUGGGGUUGCCAGGGUUGGGAGUUCCCAACCUUGAAGAAAUAACAAUUUUCAGGUGUGGUGAAAUAGAAGAGAUAUUCGAAGAUGAAGGAGGAGGUCCCCUCAGCCUCCCCAAAUUAAAGCAGUUGAAUUUAUAUGAGCUACCAAAACUGAAGAGUGUUUGCAAGGAAACAAUGAUUUGCAAGUCCAUGGAAAUCAUGGAGAUUUUCAAGUGCCCAAGAAUAAGAAAGAAGCUGCCUGUGGAGGUUCUUCCACCCAUAAAGAUAUUUGUUGAGAGAGAAUGGUGGCAGUCAUUGGAGUGGAACAACUCCCACCUCCCUCAACUCCUGCAUCCCUUCCUUCAUUUCCAACGUUGGACUUAG